UGGACAUUCUGAAAAAUUUUCUCGUACGAUGCACAUGCAAUAGAGUUUUUUUUGUAUUUUUUCUUAUUUUAGAGAUAAGCUUAUUCAAAAUUAAAUUCUAAAGUCUCGUCUAUUUUGGGUCUAAAUUCUUUGUGCGUGAAAAUGAGGGAAAUCGUCCACAUCCAGGCCGGCCAAUGCGGAAACCAGAUUGGGGCUAAGUUCUGGGAGGUGAUCUCCGACGAGCAUGGCAUCGACGCGACCGGCACCCACAAGGGCAACUCCGAGCUGCAGCUGGAGCGUAUCAACGUGUACUACAACGAGGCCUCCAGCGGCAAGUACGUGCCGAGAGCCAUCCUCGUUGACCUUGAACCUGGCACCAUGGACUCCGUGAGAUCUGGGCCUUUCGGCGAAAUAUUCCGCCCGGACAACUUCGUUUUCGGCCAAUCAGGCGCCGGGAACAACUGGGCGAAAGGACACUACACGGAAGGCGCGGAGCUUGUAGACUCGGUGCUGGACGUUGUUAGAAAGGAGGCGGAAGGCUGCGACUGCCUGCAGGGAUUCCAGCUAACGCACUCGCUGGGCGGCGGGACCGGAUCUGGUAUGGGCACGCUGCUUAUCUCCAAGAUCAGGGAGGAGUACCCCGACAGGAUUAUGAACACGUUCUCCGUCGUGCCCAGCCCAAAGGUAUCGGACACCGUCGUGGAGCCCUACAACGCCACCCUCUCGGUGCACCAGCUCGUCGAAAACACUGAUGAGACGUACUGCAUCGACAAUGAGGCGCUCUACGACAUUUGCUUCCGGACCCUGAAGCUAAACACUCCCACGUACGGUGAUCUCAACCAUCUGGUGUCAGCGACGAUGUCCGGAGUUACCACCUGUCUGAGGUUCCCCGGGCAGCUGAACGCGGACUUGCGGAAGUUAGCCACCAACAUGGUGCCCUUCCCGCGACUCCAUUUCUUCAUGCCCGGCUUCGCGCCACUCACGUCGCGUAGCAACCAGCAGUACCGAGCGCUGAGCGUCCCCGAGCUGACGCAGCAGAUGUUCGAUGCCAGAAACAUGAUGGCCGCCUGCGACCCGCGCCAUGGCAGAUAUCUCACGGUCGCCGCCGUCUUCCGCGGCCGAAUGUCCAUGAAGGAGGUGGACGAGCAGAUGCUCAACAUCCAGAACAAGAACAGCUCGUACUUCGUCGAGUGGAUCCCCAACAACGUAAAGACGGCGGUCUGCGAUGUUCCCCCGCGGGGACUCAAGAUGUCUGCCACGUUUAUAGGCAACACGACGGCCAUUCAGGAGCUGUUCAAGCGGAUUUCAGAGCAGUUCUCGGCUAUGUUCAGGCGGAAGGCUUUCCUCCACUGGUACACGGGUGAGGGCAUGGACGAGAUGGAGUUCACGGAGGCGGAGAGCAACGUCAACGACCUGAUCUCGGAGUACCAGCAGUACCAGGACGCCACCGCUGAUGAUGAAGGGGAUUUCGAAGACGAACAGCUAAUAGAGGAGUAGUCUUGUCUGUCGUUUGUUAGUGUCCAGUGCAAUAUGUUUUGUGAAAUCGUUUUAUUAAUAAAUACCAAAAAAUAUU
Messenger RNA from Aricia agestis (brown argus), 1552 nucleotides. RefSeq names its product tubulin beta chain-like. Gene Ontology annotation, molecular function: GTP binding; structural constituent of cytoskeleton; GTPase activity. Bases 142 to 1476 code for a protein of 444 amino acids. Gene Ontology annotation, biological process: mitotic cell cycle; microtubule cytoskeleton organization. The transcript is spliced from 2 exons. The record is from RefSeq and is a predicted model, not a curated record. Gene Ontology annotation, cellular component: cytoplasm; microtubule. Lineage: Eukaryota; Metazoa; Arthropoda; Insecta; Lepidoptera; Lycaenidae.